GGCAGCUCCAAAAAUGCUUUCUUUUGGAGUUCCAUUGUUCUGGAUUUUGCGCGGUCUGACUAUUCGUCAUUAUGCCUCGAUUGUCGUGUGCGCAUAAGCUCAGCGCCAAUAAGAAGUUGCAGCGGGUGGAUUCCUUGAUAACAUUUUUGAAGAGCGCAACAAAGCAGCAGAUGUCCGCAAAGCUGCACGACAUCUGGGCGGCUCCGCAAGCGACUAUCACAGAAGCUCGACUUCUCCUGACAUUAGGUGCCAAUCCCGAAUCUCUCUACAAAGACGAUUAUGGAAGAAGGACUCUCAGGGACCGCGUCGAUAACGGAACAGUUUGUGAUAAAUGCAUAUGCAAAUACAACGCGUUCUUAGACUACGCUGAUAUAAUACACGAGGAAAUGUGUGAGCAGACACCAAUCAAUAUCGUACGAGGCCGCAAAUGCACAUCUGGUCUGUUGCCUCUAUGUCUGGACGGAGGUGGAAUGCGUGGGCUCGUCUCUGUAGUUUGUCUUCUUUUCGCUUCGCGACGAUUACUUGGCGAUGAGACGUUGGUCAACUAUUUCGACUGGUUGAUAGGCACAAGCACUGGAUCCAUGCUUGCGCUAUCAACUGCAAAUGGUAGAACACUUAGCGAAUGCUUCUUCUUGUACUGGAACAUGAAGCGACAAAUUUUUCUAGAAGGUUCUACGAUGUCACGACUGUUUGGCGAUCAGGUUACCAUACAAACUCGCAAUAUCGAAAAAGUGUUGUCGGACUGCUUUCCCACUGAGACAUUCCAUAAAUGUAAUCGACGACUCACGGUGCCUGCUUUAGAUAUCUCUAUGGCACCAGCUCGUUUACAUAUUUUUAGAAAUUACUCGUUUAAGCGGCCGUUUGGCGCACGUCUGGACGAUGAACAAGACGUGAUGUUCAAAGAAGCCGCACGAGCUAGCAGUGCUGCGCCAACAUAUUUCGAACCGUUUGAAUAUCAAGGCAAAAGGUUUGUCGAUGGGUCUUUUGUAGCAAACUAUCCGCUGAAUAUACUCUUUAAGGAAGUCGACUCAUUCCAUAAGAAUAAUAACCGGAUCCACUUAGCGGGUGUGGUAUCAAUAGGAACUGGUGAACCAGCCCAAUUAGAACGAAAGUAUAAAAGUGGGACUACUUUGAGAGCAAAGGCAAGAAGUAUGGCUCAUCUGAGCACUCUCAUCCUUGAACAGGUUGUCGGACAAGAUCUCUUAGCUGUCGAGAUGGCUGAAGAGCGCUGUCAGGCAUAUAACAUACCAUUCAUUCGUAUAAGCCCAAAAGGCAUCAGAGAGCGUAUCGAUCAAAUCGACGACAGCAAGCUCAUGGAUAUGAUUUGGACAACUCUAAUGUGGCUGGAUCAAGAAACGCAAAGGGAAAAAGGUCAAAAAACUUCAACGGUUUUGUUUCACGAUUGGGGCGAAACGAGUUAUAGCUACAUCAAUGGAUAA
Cylicocyclus nassatus is the source of this 1439-nucleotide messenger RNA. Lineage: Eukaryota; Metazoa; Nematoda; Chromadorea; Rhabditida; Strongylidae. The record is from the annotation of a GenBank genome assembly.